This is a messenger RNA of Trifolium pratense (red clover), 2722 nucleotides long. RefSeq lists its product as uncharacterized. The transcript has 22 exons. The record is from RefSeq and is a predicted model, not a curated record. NCBI's taxonomy places the organism in Eukaryota, Viridiplantae, Streptophyta, Magnoliopsida, Fabales, Fabaceae. The coding region runs from base 434 to 2419 and encodes 661 amino acids.
AUUGUUGACAUAUCUACUAGUAAUCUAAGAAAGUAAGAUGAUCUUUAAAAACCCUUUUUGCCCUUAAGUCUAAUUUUUUUUCGUUUUUGGUUGCUCCUUCAAUUGGGGGUAAAAUGGUAUUAUUUUGAUGAAAGUUCUCUCAUUCAUCUAAGCCAAAUUUUGCCUUAAUGACUAUUUCGCCCUUUGUUAUUAUGAAUACGAAUUCAAUGUUUAAGGGCAACAUCCUCACCAAUUUGGUCAUUUCCGGAUAUUGUUUCACAUUUUCCAACCAAAAUUUGAACCACAAAGUCAAGUUGUCCAAUCAGAACAGAUUUUUCUCCAAAAGAACACUCCUUCUCCCUCCACUUUCUCAAACGAAAAAAAUUUGGAAAGCAUUCUUCAUCCAAAAUCUCAAAAGCUCUAUUUUUCUUUCGUUCUUUGUAGACCUGUUCCGAUGGAGGGGAUUAAAAAGAAAUCAAAGCUUGGAUCUACUACCUUGGAGGUAGGAAAAAAGAAAACUCAGGUUUCUCAGAUUGAUGGAGGAUCUAAGAAAACUCAGGUUUCUCAGAUUGACGGAGGAUCUAAGAAAUCUCAGGUUGCUCAUAUUGACGGAGUAACUAAGAAAACUGAAAUUGGGGGUAAUGAUGGAGGAACUAAGGUGGAUGAUGUAAAUAAGAAAUCUCAGGUUACUCAGAGGGAGGAUGGAACUAAGGAAAAUAAUACUGCUGAAGCUGUAGAAAGUCAAGAGGCAUGCAAAGUUACAGAAAUGGAAGAAGGCUCUAAGGAAACAAAUUAUAUUGAGUAUGAUUAUGAUUCUAUUAAAGAUAUCACUAAGAAGAAAGAAAUUUGGAGACUAGGAGUGAUUUUGGAUGAUAUGUGGAUUGUGUCCAAAGGAGAAAAUGAUGUGACCUUGGAAAUGUUGCUAAGGGAUUUAAAGGGAUACACAAUCCAAGCUACUGUGAUGACUGACGACAUUGUAAAGUGGAAAGAUGAACUAACACCUGGAAAUACAUAUUAUAUGCGAAACUUUAAAGUCGGAGACAAUGAUGCACAGUAUAAAAUGACUCCCCACAAAUUUCGCUUAACAUUUGUUGGUGCAACAAGAGUUAAUGCAGUUGAAAUUCCUGGAAUUCCAAAAACACAUUUUUAUUUUAAGGACUUUGAAGAGAUAUCUAAUGGGAAGUUUCGCACUGAUAUGUUAGUUGAUACUAUAGGAGUUGUUAACUCUAUUGGGAAGACUGUUAUUGCCACUACAACAAGGAAAGCUAACAUUGCUUUUACCAUCAAAGAUCUACGUGAUAAGGAACUUGAUUGUACUUUGUGGGAUACUUUAUCUGAACAAUUUUUCAAUGGUUACAACCAACAAUCCAACAAUGGUCCUGUUGUCAUUAUUUUGCGACAUGUCCGAAUCAGGGAAGCUCAAGGACAAUAUCCACUGCAACUCACAAAUGUGUGGAAUGGAACCAAGAUUCUAUUUGAUCCAUCAAUUCCUGAAAUUGAAAAUUUCCGUCGCAGUUUGCCCAAUGACAACAUCUAUCCGUCUCAAAACAUUACUUUUUCAAAUUCUACACAAUUCUACACCCAAAGUUAUGGUGGAUCUCAAUACAAUUCUGAUGAAACCUUCAUGAAUCAUGCCCAUGUUCUUUCAUUGGGAGCUAUGAAAAAACUUAAAAAGGAGACAUAUUGUGUCACGGUUGUUACCACUUCACACAUUAGAGUUUCUAAUGGAGGUUGGUUUUUCUAUGGUUGUCAUGAUGGUGAGAACGACUGCUCUUUAAAAUGCGAGGGAAGUGAACUCCCAUUUGUAUGUCGAAAGUCACACUUCACAACUGAUCCUCUAAUCAAGUACAAGUUGGAUGUUGAAGUAUAUGAUGGUGAUGAUACAGCCAAGUUUGUUUUUUGGGACAGUACUCUUAACGAAUUGGUUGGCCUCAAUGCAAAGACUUUACUUGAUCACGAAAAGAAGAAUGGUUAUGGCGACCCACAAGAAUACCCUCGCCAUUUUGAUGCUCUCAUGGAACGCAAGUUUGCUAUUAGAGUCAAGUGGCAAGUUGGAUGGGGAGGAAUGGGAUCUGUUCUCAUGUGUAAGGAUAGUCCUGAAUUGAUUGCCAGAAUUCAGGAGCAGCUACCAAUUGCUGAGAGUUCAUGCAAGGACAUUCGGUCUAUUGAUUCUAUUGAGGAAGAACUUUGUGGAAUUUCUGAAUCACCUACAAUUCAGGUGUUUACACAAGAUGAUAUUGAUCAAUUUUCACGGCUAGAUGAUGGAAUUAUGUCAACUCCGAAUGUUUCUGGAUCAGCGGAGAACGAUAUCUCUCCUUCAUCACAAAAAACUCCUGCCAAAAGGACUGCAUCAAAGGAACAACCAGCUGAUUCUCUUAAUGUUGAUUCUCAGGCUUCAUCAACCAGAUCUGGCAAACUGAUUAAAAAGGAGAAAAUAUAACUUUAGUGGAUAUAAGAUUUGCAUGUUUUAAUAGUUUGUAGCGCUAAUUUUGGAAAAUAUCAUUUACGGCGUACUUAAUCAAACGUUGUUAGAGACUAUGCUUGACUUCUCAGCCAUUUUAGCAUUAACACAAUGCUAUUUUCUAUUUUGUUGGCUAUUCACCUCUUGACACCUAUUUGGUGGUUUAGUAUGUACAAAUUCGUUUCCACACUACCAAUCUUUUGACAAUGGUGUAUUUGAUGUUAUCGAACAACAUUAUAAUCCUGUAAACAUUAUGAAUUAUAGGAUUUAUUGUCAGUUAUA